Molecule: messenger RNA, 3317 nt
Organism: Sinocyclocheilus anshuiensis
Lineage: Eukaryota; Metazoa; Chordata; Actinopteri; Cypriniformes; Cyprinidae
Product: calcium/calmodulin-dependent protein kinase type II subunit beta
Exons: 24
Coding region: 251-2221 (656 amino acids)
Biological process (GO): protein phosphorylation
Molecular function (GO): calmodulin binding; ATP binding; calcium/calmodulin-dependent protein kinase activity
Source: RefSeq, a predicted model, not a curated record
AAGCUCCGCUGCGCCCUCCAGCGGUGACUGACGCAGCGGAAAACAAGUGCACUGCAGCUGAACGGCGCAUUCGGUGAGAGGUCGGUAAAGCAGUCGAGCCUGCUCGUCGGCGAACCUCUACUCUACCUCGCUCGAAUCCGGACCCACGUUUAAGUUUUGUCCUCAAAAAUCCCGCAAGUCGAAGACACAGCAGAAUAAUCGUAGUGCUGGACACAGCUCAGAUAUUGCCGCGAACGCUGAGGGCUGAGAAAUGGCAACGACAACUUGCACGCGCUUCACCGACGAGUACCAGCUGUAUGAAGAACUUGGAAAGGGGUCCUUCUCAGUGGUGCGACGUUGUGUCAAGCUGUGCACGGGCCAAGAGUAUGCUGCCAAAAUCAUCAACACCAAAAAGCUCUCGGCAAGAGAUCACCAGAAGCUGGAACGGGAAGCCCGUAUCUGCCGUCUGCUCAAACAUCCCAAUAUCGUGCGGCUCCAUGACAGUAUAUCAGAGGAAGGCUUCCAUUACCUCUUAUUUGACCUUGUGACGGGAGGAGAGCUGUUUGAAGACAUCGUAGCCAGAGAAUAUUACAGUGAAGCUGACGCCAGUCAUUGUAUCCAUCAGAUUCUAGAGAGUGUCAAUCACAUUCACCAUCAUGACAUAGUACACAGGGACCUGAAGCCAGAGAACCUGCUCUUGGCCAGUAAAUGCAAGAACGCCGCCGUCAAGCUGGCCGACUUUGGCCUGGCCAUUGAAGUGCAGGGGGACCAGCAGGCCUGGUUUGGGUUCGCUGGAACGCCAGGUUACCUUUCCCCAGAAGUGCUACGAAAGGAGGCUUAUGGGAAACCUGUGGACAUUUGGGCAUGUGGAGUCAUCCUGUAUAUUCUGCUGGUGGGAUAUCCUCCGUUUUGGGAUGAAGACCAGCACAAACUCUACCAGCAGAUCAAAGCCGGGGCUUAUGACUUCCCCUCGCCAGAGUGGGACACAGUCACCCCUGAGGCCAAAAACCUCAUCAAUCAGAUGCUGACCAUCAAUCCAGCCAAGAGAAUCAUGGCCCAGGAGGCUCUUAAACACCCGUGGGUCUGCCAACGUUCCACUGUGGCGUCCAUGAUGCACAGACAGGAAACAGUCGAGUGCCUGAAGAAGUUCAACGCAAGAAGGAAACUCAAGGGUGCGAUAUUGACCACCAUGCUGGUGUCGCGCAAUUUCUCUGUGGGCAGGCAGACCACGGCACCCGCCUCCGUCUCUGCGGCCGCCGCUGCAGCCGGUACCACCACCAGUCUGGUGGAACAAGCAGCCAAGAGCCUGCUCAACAAGAAGGCCGAUGUCAAGCCGCAGUCAAACAGUGCCAAAAACAGCAUAGUCACCAGUCCCAAAGGAAACGUCCCUUCUCCUGCUCUGGAGCCUCAGACCACUGUUAUCCAUAACCCAGUGGAUGGGAUCAAGGAAUCUUCAGACAGCAGCAACACCACCAUUGAGGAUGAAGACGUCAAAGGGAAAAGCCUAGAUAGCAGUUCAGUUAAAGCCCCCUCUGAAGUCAGCCAAUCACCUCCGGGCUCCGUCCCCGCCAUUUUCUCCACCAAGCUGACCGACAUCCUGGGCUGCGCCCGUAGGGGCUCGGGACCCUCGGCAGUGCCUGAUAGUGAAGCAGCUGCCCACUCCACACAAUCCCCUCCACAGACCCCCAUCAUGCAGACCCAGUUCACAGAUCUGGUGAGCAGUGUGGGGCGCGCACCUGUCCCGCAGCCUCAAACGGAGUCGCCUUCCUCUCGAACUUCUGUCCCCACUCCCCAAACCUCCUCCCCCCCAACCCUGCCCCCCUCUGUGUCUGUACAGACACGCAAACAGGAAAUCAUUAAGAUCACGGAGCAGCUGAUAGAAGCCAUCAAUAAUGGGGACUUUGACGCCUAUGCGAAAAUCUGUGACCCUGGACUGACCUCCUUUGAACCCGAGGCUUUGGGGAACCUAGUUGAGGGAAUGGACUUCCAUAGAUUCUACUUUGAGAACUUGCUUUCUAAGAACAGCAAGCCCAUCCACACCACCAUCCUGAACCCUCACGUGCACCUGAUUGGAGAAGAGGCCGCCUGCAUCGCCUACAUCCGUCUCACCCAGUUUGUGGAUGGACAGGGCCGGCCACGCAGCAGCCAGUCGGAGGAGACCCGCGUGUGGCACCGUCGGGACUCCAAAUGGCAGAACGUUCAUUUCCACUGCUCUGGUGCACCGGCUGCCCCUCUCCAGUGAAGAGUGGCCCUGCAACAGAUACAUUAGAUGCGAGUGACAAGGAGGACUGAUAGGUCCAGCGUCGGAGCGCUCCGAAACCUCCAGCCUUCCAACGCUGGACACAGCCGUCCUCCCCUGCAUGCAAACCAACAGUUAUCUCUCUACCUGCUGGGCUGCUCCAGAACCCCCCUCACCUCCGACUCCACCCAGCACGCUCCCGAACGUCCGACCGAACGUCUUUAUGCCAAGACUAACUCCCGACGCAAGAGCAGCACUGCAUAUAUUAAUCAUCGAGAGCAAUCAUAGACUCCAGGUUCCCGUCUAGAGUUAUAAUAACCCGCACGAUUGCCUUUGCGCUCGUCUUCACUGGCCUUAUGCCCCCUGUGCCCAGGUACUCCCAAAUACAGUAGAUCAUGUUUUAAUAAAAAUAUCAUUAUUAUUAUUGUAUUUAUUGUUAUUGUUACUACUAUUGAUUAUAUAUGAUUAUUACUUCCGUCAGGAUUCUAAGUAUUGCUGUUGUUCUUGAGAUUGUAUAUUUGAUGGUAAAAUUACUGAUGUUUUGUUUCAAAACAUUUGAUUUUUUCUCUCUUUUUUGUAAGCAUGGAUUUUAAGUAUUUUUUUGGUGUUCAAAUAAUCUGAAGUCUAUCUAAAAGCAGCUGCACUCACAUGGUUUUAAGAUUCAAAACUCGUGGCGAGCAGUUUUUCUGUCACCGUGAUCAGUGUUUGUAUUAUCAGGUCACCAAUCAGAUCUCUUGGAGGCAGCUGACAUCAUCACAUCAUUGAGAUUCGCCUCGUAUAUCUGCAGGUUGCCAAGUUGAUUUUUUUCAAAAGGAGCUUUUUGUCUCUAAAUCAGAGCAUGAUCUCAUGUAUUGGCCCUUGAUGACCAGCAGCUGAUGUGUCCUUCUUAUUGACAAUCAAUGCUGAUCUGGUUUUAUGUGAGUUUUGGUGGUCUGUGAGACUAGGAAUGUCUGUUGAAGCUAGUCUUCUUUGUCUCGAGGGAUCUAGUAGGAUGUUUCGAGAGAGUACAGUAUGUUGUUUUUAAGGGCCUUUAUUGUAAAGCAGCAGGAUAUUUACCGCUGUUCACUGGCCAAGUGUAUUCAAGAUUUAAAUAGCCAUU